Aaosphaeria arxii CBS 175.79 is the source of this 2448-nucleotide messenger RNA. Its product is annotated as cell division protease ftsH. Gene Ontology annotation, cellular component: mitochondrial inner membrane. The transcript has 4 exons. The coding region runs from base 1 to 2448 and encodes 815 amino acids. NCBI's taxonomy places the organism in Eukaryota, Fungi, Ascomycota, Dothideomycetes, Pleosporales. The record is from RefSeq and is a predicted model, not a curated record. Gene Ontology annotation, biological process: protein quality control for misfolded or incompletely synthesized proteins; mitochondrion organization. Gene Ontology annotation, molecular function: ATP binding; metalloendopeptidase activity; ATP hydrolysis activity.
AUGGCUUUCCAAACACCCGUCGCCGUACAAAACCUCGUUUCCACUACCUCUGAACUCUGGCCAACAAUGUCUACCGUUCUAAAGUCGCCAUGGCAGGGCCUUAGUCGACGGACAGGCUCAUCAAGCAACGCUGACCAGCGCCGAGCUGUGGCUUCCACCGUGGCUUCUCGCGAUGCGCAAGUACAGAAUCAUACGUCUUCAUCGCUUCCGGACUUCCUCGAAUCAAUGCCAGUAUCGGCACUUCGCCCAGGCCCCGCCGCUCGUCUGUCGCAUCCAGCGCCUACUGUCAAUGGAAUACUGUCAACAGUACCCCGUGUUGGCCUCCCAUUUUGCAACCCGCUUGCGCGUGGUUCGCCAUUCCAUCGUUCACCGGCUAGGCAGUACUCCACUGUGACCCGAACCGUUUUCUCCAACCUCCGACCGAUCGUACGAGUAGGAAAUGUUGGAUUGGCACUGGAGCAACAUCGAUCGUUCUUCGGUGGACCUUCUCACAAUACACUCGCUCGGUUGGAACAAGCUGCAAACAAUAAUCCUAGCAGCGCAUCCGCUCAAUACGCCUUUUACUCCGCGCUUCUGAGGGCUAACAUGCCUCAAAUUGUUGUGGAUAGACACCGCACUGGUCAAUUCGCUAGCAACGCAGUUGUCGAAACUGCCGUUCAGAAAGCCAUGGGCAAGCUUGGACAAUCUGAUGGUGCCGGCGGACAGAACAUUCAGAACGGCAACGGGAACAUGACACCGCAACAAAUGCAGGCUAUCGGCCAAGCUGUUGGCGCGCAUGUUGGUGGUGGCCAACUCGGAAAGACUCGCGGUGGUUCUGGUGUCAAAAGCGAUCCUCUUUACGUCGUCAUUGAAGAGUCCAUGUGGAGUACCAUCUUUAAAUGGGCCAGAUGGCUUCUCAGUUUCGGUUUGUCUGCAUAUGUCGCCCUCAUUGUAAUCACCUUGUUUGUCGAAACCAGCGGCGUUCUGAAAAAGGUCGGUGGCGGUACCACUGCGGAGGUUCGCCCUGAACAGCAGAGCACUCGCUUCAGCGAUGUCCAUGGAUGCGACGAGGCUAAAGAGGAACUCCAAGAUGUUGUCGAUUUCUUGAAGAACCCCGACAGGUACAACAAGCUUGGUGGCAGACUUCCUAAAGGUGUGCUUCUAAUCGGUCCUCCUGGAACUGGAAAGACUCUUCUCGCCCGUGCAGUUGCAGGGGAGGCCGGCGUCCCAUUCUUCUACAUGUCUGGAUCCGAAUUCGACGAGGUAUAUGUUGGUGUAGGUGCUAAGCGUGUUCGUGAGCUCUUCACUGCAGCUCGAUCCAAGGCACCAGCCAUUGUAUUCAUCGACGAACUUGAUGCCAUCGGUGGCAAGCGCAAGUCACGCGAUGCGAACUAUCACCGUCAAACUCUCAAUCAGCUUCUCAACGAUCUCGACGGUUUCGAUCAAAGCACCGGUGUGAUUUUCAUCGCGGCAACGAAUCACCCUGAAAUAUUGGACAAGGCUCUACUCCGUCCCGGUCGUUUCGAUCGUCAUAUCAACGUUGAACUGCCUGACGUAAGGGGUCGUAUGGCCAUCCUUAAGCACCACACCCAGAAGAUCCGCUUGGGUCCCGAGGUCGAUAUUACCAAGAUUGCCCGCGGUACCCCUGGAUUUUCUGGCGCCGAAUUGGAGAACCUUGCUAACACUGCUGCCAUCCGUGCCUCGAAACAACAAAGUAAAUUCGUCACAGUGGAAGACUUGGAGUGGGCCAAGGACAAGAUCAUGAUGGGAGCUGAGAGGAAGAGUCGUGCGGUGCCUCUUAAGGACAAGCUUCAGACUGCCUACCACGAGGGAGGCCAUACCCUCAUUGGUAUCUAUACUAAGGGCUAUAAGGAGGUUCACAAAGCCACCAUUCUUCCGCGAGGACAUGCUGCCGGUAUUACCUUCUUCUUGCCUCACGAGGAACAUCAUAGGUCGAAAGCCCAGUAUCUGGUCGACCUCCAGGUUGGAAUGGGUGGCCGAAUGGCUGAGGAGAUCGUUUACGGUGCCGACAAUGUCAGUGACGGUGCCUCUGGCGAUAUCCAGCAAUCGACCAGCCUGGCUUACGCGAUGAUCACUUCUUAUGGAUUCUCCGACCUCCUUGGCAACGUCGAUUUCCGCUCGAAUUACGAGCAAGUCUCUCCCGAGACCAAGCGACUGAUCGAUAACGAGGUCCGUCGUCUCAUUGAUGAAGCCAAGACCUCGGCGAGACAAAUCUUGAUCUCGAAGAGGAAAGAGCUGGACCUCCUCGCCCAAGCUCUUGUCCAGUAUGAAACCCUCGACAAAGACGAGAUCUUGAAAGUCAUCAAGGGAGAGAAGCUACCAGAUCGUCUGAUGGCCAUGCCAGAUGCACCCAUCAAGAUCCCAGAGAUCCCCCCACCACACGUCAUCGCGCCACCAGCGCCGGGUUCCAACAACGAUCCACCAGGCCCAACUGGCGUACUGGCGUAA